AUGAAUAUUAUUAGUUUUUCUUGCCCUAUUAUGACUAAACAAAAGUUUGGGCUAACAGUCAAAAAAGAAGAGGACUUUUCCGAGUGGUAUGUGCAAGUCAUAAUAAAAGGAGAGAUGAUAGAUUAUUAUGAAAUAAAGGGGUGCUACGUAAUGCGGCCUCAGGGACAAUUUAUUUGGAAGUGUAUCCAGAAGUGGUUCACUGAGAAGAUUGAAGAAGCUGGAGUCCAGGAAUGCUAUUUUCCCAUGCUUAUCCCAAAAUCGAUGCUUGAAAAAGAGAAGAGCCAUAUAGAAAACUUCUCUCCCGAAGUUGCAUGGAUUACAAAAUGUGGAAACGAAGUUUUGGGGGAUCCUGUUGCUAUUAGGCCUACUUCAGAAACAAUAAUAUAUCCAUCAUUCUCGAAAUGGAUAAGAAGUCAUAGAGACCUCCCUCUCAAGAUAAACCAGUGGUGCAGUGUUCUGCGAUGGGAAUUGCAUGGAACACUUCCAUUCAUAAGAGGAAAAGAAUUUCUAUGGCAAGAGGGACAUACUGCUUUUUUGACAAAGGAAGAAUCUGAUGAGGAAGUUUUGGCCAUCCUGGAUCUUUAUUCUAGGAUAUACGAGGAGCUUCUUGCUGUGCCUGUAAUAAAAGGGAGGAAAACAGAGAGUGAGAAGUUUGGUGGUGCAGACUAUACAACAUCAAUCGAAGCUUUUAUUCCUGGAUCUGGUAGAGGAGUUCAGGCAGCGACAUCCCACUUCCUUGGGCAGAACUUCUCUAGAAUGUUUGACAUAAAGGUUGAUACAGAUGAAGGUAGUGAAAACAGUAGUUUUGUCUAUCAGAAUUCCUGGGGGAUAACAACCAGAUCCAUUGGAAUUGCAGUUAUGAUACAUUCAGAUAACCUAGGGUUGGUGCUUCCUCCAAGAGUGGCUAUGACCCAGGUUGUUAUUAUUCCAUGUGGAAUAACAUCUUCUUCUUCAAAGGAUGAUGCUGAGAGGCUAAAGAUGUAUAUCGGCAAAAUACAGGCUCAGCUCAAAAGUUCCGGAAUCCGCGUGUACGUUGACGAUAGGAAUAACGUAACUGUUGGAUUCAAAUUCAAUCAUUGGGAAAUAAGAGGAGUUCCGUUAAGGCUAGAAGUAGGAUUCAAAGAUAUGGAAGGUGCUGAGGCCUGCUUGGUAAGAAGGGAUACUCGUGCCAAAAGACAGAUAUCUGUAGAAGGCAUAGAUCAAACUGUGGCAAAUGAGAUUGAUACAAUGCACAAUGACAUGCUUGCUAGGGCUAUUUCAGAAAGAGACAGUAGAAUUUCUUAUGCUAAGAACUUUGAAGACUUUAUCUCUGCUCUUGAUAACAAGAAUAUAAUAAUGGCACCAUGGUGUGGAAUUGAUGAAUGCGAGUCUACCAUCAAAUCCAGGAGUACAAAGCUUGGACCAAAUGGCAGCGUUAUUUCAACAGGAGCAAAGACUUUGUGUAUUCCUUAUGACUCGAAGCCUUGCAGUGGGUUGGAAUGCGUGAGUUGUGGCAAGCAAGCUAUACAUUACACUUUAUUUGGAAGAUCCUAUUAA
Molecule: messenger RNA, 1536 nt
Organism: Encephalitozoon romaleae SJ-2008
Lineage: Eukaryota; Fungi; Microsporidia; Unikaryonidae
Product: prolyl-tRNA synthetase
Exons: 1
Coding region: 1-1536 (511 amino acids)
Biological process (GO): prolyl-tRNA aminoacylation
Cellular component (GO): aminoacyl-tRNA synthetase multienzyme complex; cytoplasm
Molecular function (GO): ATP binding; proline-tRNA ligase activity
Source: RefSeq, a predicted model, not a curated record